UUCUCUUCCAAGUUCACAACAAUUUUCGAAAAUUCUUAGCUUCCCUUCCCUUCCUCCUUUCCUUCCACGUGUUUGUGUAAUUGCCUCAAACAAAAUUCCAACCAAGGAAACUCAAGCAAGAUGAUGCAAAUUGCUUCCCCCAACUAUUUCCCCGAAUUUGGAAUGGAGGAUCUCAACAUUUUUCACCAAUUAUACCCAAUUGAUUCUUUUGCUGCAUGUCCACUUGAUGACUUUGACUUCCACUCUUUCUCCACUGCCACAGAGAGCAAUGACUUGUCUUCUCUUCAAUGUUUCAACUACGAAACCAAACCAAAUUGUUUCCCUGAUCAGUCUAUUGCCCCAGAAAAACCAGCUAAGAGGCUCAAGACAAUGAACACUUGCGCCACUGACAUGAUCAUGGCUCCCACUCCCAAGCCUUCAAUUUCACCCCAGAUCAUUUCUUUUGAUCAGCAGUUCAACAAUGCUGCUAACUUGGUUUCUCAAGGUUUAUCUGAGGACAUUAAUAUUUUAUCAAAUUAUGAUAAUCAAGCAAGCCAGGUUGCCACCAGGAGCCCAACCCAAGCUCAAGAACAUGUCAUAGCAGAAAGAAAACGAAGGGAGAAACUCAGCCAGAGUUUCGUUGCUCUUUCGGCCAUCCUUCCUGGCCUCAAGAAGAUGGACAAGGCUUCUAUCUUGGGAGGUGCUAUCAGGAGUGUGAAACAAUUACAGGAGCAAGUGCAGACUCUGGAGGAGCAAGCAGCCAAGAAGAGAACUGGAUCUGGGGUUCUAGUAAAGAGAUCAGUUCUCUACAUCAAUGAUGAUGGCUCAACUAUAUCAGAUAAAAAUUCUGAAAGCCACUGUGAUCAGUCACAGCUCCCUGAAAUCAAAGUAAGAGCUUCUGGGGAAGAUUUACUCAUCAAGAUUCAUUGUGACAAACAAAGUGGAUGUGCAGCUACAAUACUCAGAGAACUAGAGAAGCAUGAUUAUCUCACUGUCCAGAGUAGCAGCAUUUUGCCCUUUGGGAAUAACAUCACUGAUGUAACUAUUAUAGCUAAGAUGAACAAGGAAAACUGCAUAACAGCAAAGGAUCUUUUAAGAUGUCUACAACAAGCUUUAGGUAGUUCAUUCAAUGGUGCAUAACCAGUUCAAGGAGUCAAUUUCAGUGAUGUGCAGGAGCAUGAUAAUAUGAAAAGUUUAGAAAUCAAUAACGAUUUUUAUCGGAGAGCUUAAUUUGUUUUUCCUUUUUCAUCCUUGAUUGGGAUUCUGGAGUACUAUACAAAGGGCCUGCGAGUAUCUUAGUUUGUUCACACAUACCAUAUUCAUUGUUUACAUGAUGAGGUUUCUUCUGCUUGGUGUGCUGAAUUUCAACAGAUGUGUUGCCAGAUUGUUUUCUUCUGUUGUUGAUUUUUUUGGGCGUAGUUGACUUAUUCGACUAUGUUCAUUACUACCUUGUACACCUUAGCAUUUUGAAAUCUGAUCAGUACUUGUUGAUCUUUUUUUCAAGAGGGGUUUUUGAGAGGCUUUGACUUGUCAUGUAUGAAGACCUCUUUCUUCCCUCUUUCCUUUUGUGAAAAAGGUUCCAGUUUGAUAGAAACUGGCAGGCACUUGUUUUAAUAUUGUUCCUUUUGUCAUUUACUUGUGUAUAAAAAUCUUAUGAUUGUACCCAGUGGUGGUGACUUAAUGCAAGUUGAUGUAACUUUUUUCCUUUUAAUACAA
Messenger RNA from Lotus japonicus, 1695 nucleotides. Its product is annotated as transcription factor bHLH18-like. Gene Ontology annotation, molecular function: protein dimerization activity. NCBI's taxonomy places the organism in Eukaryota, Viridiplantae, Streptophyta, Magnoliopsida, Fabales, Fabaceae. The record is from RefSeq and is a predicted model, not a curated record. Bases 121 to 1119 code for a protein of 332 amino acids. The transcript is spliced from 4 exons.